AUGCAAGAAAUAUCCGAGACAGUGCGGCAGAUCAUCGAAUUCGAGGAUUUAGUGUCGCGGCUGAAUCGAAUAAACGACGUUGGCCGCCCGUUGGCCAAUAACCCUUCCGCUAUCGAAAGAAGAACGGGCAACGCAAUUACGACACCUGUAACGACGACAGCCACGUUAACGAGAACAACGACGACAAAGUCGUCGUCCAAUUGGUCGAGCACUAACGUCGUUGAUCCGCUGCUAGUACCACGUUAUGUAGCCCCGGGAUCGGUACCUGAAUUUCAAUCGGAAUUGAUAUCAAAAUCUGCUACGACGGUGCCUGUGCCGGCGUCGGCGCCAACGUCGACGUCGGCAUCGGCAGAGUAUUCGAGCAAACAAUCACCGUUAUCGUCGUGCGCGCAUUCAACCAUCGGGGCUGCCAUAAAGUCCACCGAUCGGGUGUUCAAUUGUUCGUCUACUUUGGAUCGUCGGCAGAAGGAGGGAGAGAUUGCACCACGAGAACAAGAGCAACGCGUGCGCGUGCAUAUCGGUAUCGACGAGGAUCUGCGCAUGAUUCUCGAGAUGGAUCCGUCGAUCGUUGACGGAAUGCCCACGUCGUCCCCAAAAUUGCAUGGCAAUUCUCGGAACAACAACGGUCAUGUUGCGUUUGCCCGACCGUUACGACCUACUCGCCCACAAGGCUGUCCACCGACGUUUAAAACUGCGACGCCCACAUCGCGUACGCAACUGAAACUCCAGCUGAUGCGAGAGCAGCUACAGGAGCAGGAGAGACGAGAGGCUGAAUUCCGUCAGAAUUUGCAGCAACAGAGACCAACCGCUGCACCUCCUAGGCCUGUACCCGCUGCUCCGCUCUCGUCUAUCGGGGUAGAUGUACCACCACAAGUUUUACAGGUACGGACACCAUUGGAAAAUCCGACGCGCUAUCAUGUUGUACAGAAGCAGAAGAAUCAAGUGCGACAAUAUCUUCACGAAUCGUUUCGUGGCAAUGGUACCACCGGGGACGAAAGCGUUCUUGGAAGAAAUUCAGUCGAAGCCGUGACAACGUCCGCACCGAUGGUUGUUCAGAGUGCACCACCGGGACCAACGGUGCACCAUCCAAAGCCACAGCAUCCUCAUCUAGCCUCGUACCCGCAUGGUCCCACGGUAUUAUCGCACGGCAAUCCGGUUGCCAACAGUCCAGAUCCUACAACUGGUGCAAUGUCACCAGGACUUUCCAGUGUCGCGACCAGCAAUUCCGAGGCGGAGGAUCUUCUGGACGAUAUUUUAUCGUUUGAAGCCAACUCAUUAGGAGAUAGUUUAAAGGACAGCCAAUCAGGAAGCCUGAGCAAUAUUCCAGAAUUGCAGAUCAAGCCUGAACCUCUGUUACUUACCGAGGCGGAGAUACAUGCUCUUGCCAAAGACCGACAAAAAAAGGAUAAUCAUAAUAUGAUCGAGAGACGGCGACGAUUCAACAUCAACGACAGAAUUAAAGAGCUCGGCACUCUCUUGCCUAAAACUAACGACCCGUAUUACGAAAUCGUUCGAGAUGUGAGGCCGAACAAGGGCACGAUACUCAAGUCUUCGGUCGAAUACAUAAAGUUGUUAAAAAACGAGUUGACAAGGAUGAAGCAGAACGAACUCAGACACAAGCAACUGGAACAUCAGAAUCGUCGACUCCUUUUACGGGUUCAAGAGUUAGAAUUGCAGGCAAAGGCGCAUGGUUUACCGGUAUCCGACUUCAGUUGGGCCUCGACUUCCGGUAGCAUGUUAAACGCUUUUCCCCGAAAUAAGCUCGAACAACGCAAGAUUCCAGAAUUGGUUACCGAGGAAGCAACGAGCUUAAGUAUGUCGCAACUCGAAGAUCUAAUGGAGGACGAUGGUAACGGUCCUAUCCAUAGUGGUGAUCCCAUGCUCUCCUCACCUCAUCUACCACCAUUAAGUCCAGCACAGGGUGGCUGUCAACAUGCUCUACCAGACGAAGAUACUCUUGGUAGUUUGGCUCCUACCACACCGAAUUCCUCCACCGAUAUGGACAUUGUUGCGUAACAGAGUUCAAGCGAAUAUUCGAUUUAUGUAUUUUUAAAUUGACAGGACAAUCGAACUUUGUCGUUUCGACAUUUCCUUUUUUACAAGGAAAUAACAAAUGCAAUAUAAACGAUGCCUAGCGAUACACUAGACAAAUAGCGAUUCACAAACGAGACAUCUUCGUGUCAUAUUGUUAUUGACACGCAUGUUAUAUAUUGUUCUUGUUCUGUAUUUCAACGGCUGGCCGUUUUAUCUAUAAAUCAUGCUGUAAAUCAUAGUAGUUUUACGUAGAACGAUAUUUAAUAUAAAUCGUUCUUGAGGAAGCUCACAUACUUUCACGCAUUCAGAAACGAAAAUUAAUUCCUAAAUUCGUAUGUACGGUUAGUUUGCAGCCACCAUUCCCAUACGAGUUACGAAUACUUAUGGGACAUACGUAAUGAAUAACGGAACAUAAAAGUUUCACAAUACACGAGCGCAUCGCGCAGGUCGCGAGUUCGUUGACGAACAAACAAAGCAUUGAAAUAUAUAAAAAUACUUUUGAAAUAGUUGAUUCACUUGGCCAAAGUACGAGAGUUACUUUGGAUGUUCCUUUUAAUUUCCUUUCGCUUCGAUUACAGCUCAAUGUUUUGUCACGUAACGGCUGGUAUACGAACCAGUUUGUUCGAGUUUCUUUUAACGUUUUUGUGCCACUCUCCUUCACUAUUGUUGUCUCAAUGCUUCGUAAUGCGUGAAGAAAAUCGACAGCACGUUUUAUCAUCGAACGACUUUGUCGACCGAGUUUCAUUACUCGAACUACGUAACAAUUGCUCGUUUCUUUCUACAAAAAAUUCUCGAUUUAAAAAGACAUUGACGAACAUUGCGUUAAGGUAUAGAUAUAUAACGGCGAGUAAGUGCUAAUUAAACUUGACACGUAGACCUAAGACGAUAAUCGAGCAAUUAGAGAAGAAACGAUUCGAUGACUCAAGGGAAAAGUUGUACAAGUGCUGUAAAUAAGAUAAGAGGCGAUUCAUUUAAAGACAAAAAGAACAAUACGUAGGAUAAAAAUCUGCGACAGAAAAUAUAUUUUUUAAAGUAUUUCGCGUUGGGAGCAGCAGAUGAUUAAUAUUGCUGACGAAUAAUCGUCGGAGAGGCAGAUAAUAAUAAGUGCCGUUCCCAUCGCCCUGUGAUCCUUUUAAUAUAUGUAACAAUCGCGUUUUACCUUGUUAAUGCGUAUUAUUCGCUCACUGUUAUCCGCGAGAAUCUCGACGGUGAUCGCGAGAAACUACAGAGUAUAUAAAGAGACGUUACAGAAAGAA
Molecule: messenger RNA, 3290 nt
Organism: Frieseomelitta varia
Lineage: Eukaryota; Metazoa; Arthropoda; Insecta; Hymenoptera; Apidae
Gene: Mitf
Product: transcription factor EC
Exons: 7
Coding region: 1-2016 (671 amino acids)
Biological process (GO): regulation of transcription by RNA polymerase II
Cellular component (GO): nucleus
Molecular function (GO): RNA polymerase II cis-regulatory region sequence-specific DNA binding; DNA-binding transcription factor activity, RNA polymerase II-specific; protein dimerization activity
Source: RefSeq, a predicted model, not a curated record